This is a messenger RNA of Striga hermonthica, 1155 nucleotides long. NCBI's taxonomy places the organism in Eukaryota, Viridiplantae, Streptophyta, Magnoliopsida, Lamiales, Orobanchaceae. The record is from the annotation of a GenBank genome assembly.
AUGUACGAGACUUCAGAAGAUGAGUUGAGGAAAACUUUGGGGAAAGCAAACGAUUUAGUAUCUGAAAUAUUGAAGAAGAAACAUUGCCUAGCUUCUGAUUCUAACCAUGAAAAUUUGAAAAAUAUCUUGUCUGAUGGCUUGAUCUAUUUUGAAGAUUUGAUGGAUGAAGCAUCAUUACCGUCCAGUAUAAUUUUGCUUGAGGAAGAUUACACCGCUGCUAUUCAGACAAACGGUGACUUGGAUGAGAGGAUAUUUAUCAAUGAGAAUGACAGCUUGCUUGGUUCAGGGAGCUUAUCAGGAGGUGCUGUAAAGAUAGUUGGAACUGGAGCAAAGAGGAAACUCGACACAUUCACCUCUCCGGCGAAGACAACUGUUACAAGUAGCCCAUUGUCUCCUUACUGCUCUCCUUUACGUCUCUCAAAUGGCGGCAUUGCAGCCACUCCUGUCAGCACGACCAUGACUACUGCAAAAUGGCUCCGAACAGUUAUUGCUCCAUUGCCUUGUAACCCUUCGGCCGAGCUGAAAAGAUAUCUCUCGUCAUGCGACCGGGAUGUAACUGCUGAUGUGAUGAGGAGGGCUCAAAUAAUGCUCGAGGCCAUCUUUCCAAGCAGCGGGGCAGGGAAAAAUGCAAGCUUGAUGGAAAACAUAUGGGCCGAACAACGUCGAAUGGAGGCAAUGAAGCUUUACUUCAGGGUUCUGCAGGCAAUUUGCACAGCGGAGUCACAGAUUUUGAACGGAAACAAUUUAACGUCUUUGCUAACAAACGAGAGGUUUCACAGGUGUAUGCUCGCUUGUUCUGUCGAGCUUGUUCUCGCAACACACAAAACUGUGACGAUGUUGUUUCCAACUGUCUUGGAGAGGACAUGGAUAACUUCUUUUGAUCUCAGUAAGGUGAUUGAAAGCUUCAUUAGGCAUGAGGAGAGUCUUCCAAGGGAACUUAGGAGGCACAUGAAUUCUCUAGAAGAACGACUUUUGGAGAGCAUGGUUUGGGAAAAAGGAUCUUCCAUGUACAACUCCUUGACGGUAGCUAGACCAGCCCUUUCUGCCGAGAUAAGUCGAAAUGGCUUGUUAGCUGACCCUAUGCCGUCUUUGGAUGCAAUCGCUUUGCAUGUUGAAUUGUCAUGUGGGGUCUUACCUCCCACGCAACCUUGCUGA